This is a messenger RNA of Papaver somniferum (opium poppy), 2975 nucleotides long. RefSeq names its product pentatricopeptide repeat-containing protein At3g22470, mitochondrial-like. The transcript has 7 exons. The record is from RefSeq and is a predicted model, not a curated record. NCBI's taxonomy places the organism in Eukaryota, Viridiplantae, Streptophyta, Magnoliopsida, Ranunculales, Papaveraceae. Gene Ontology annotation, molecular function: protein binding. Bases 360 to 1976 code for a protein of 538 amino acids.
AACAAAAAGAAUGAGUUUGGUUCAAAGAUUAAAGCUUAAUAAUACCAGAGUAAUCUCUAGUUAUUGUCACAAAUCGUCUGUGAGAGAUUAUUAUGGUUCAGGAGGUAACAAGAGUAGUAGAAUAUCACAGCUUGAGAGUUAUGUGCAGGAUGAGUGUAAAUCUUGAAGGAUUCAGAAGCUUGAGGAUGGUUUGAAAUAUUUUGAUCAAUUGAUUUCAGAAAGACCAUUGCCAUCAAGUGGUACGUUUAAUCAUGUAUUGGGUUCAUUAUCGAAGAUCAAGUCAUCAUGUUGUAUAAGAAGAUGAGUUUGGUUGGUGUAAAUCCUGAUUUCUAUACAUUCAACAUUUUAAUUAACUGUUGAUGACAAUUAGGAAAGUAGAUCAUGGGUUUUGCUUGCUUGGAGAGAUUAUUAAGAGAGGUCAUCAGCCUAAUGUUAUCACAUUCACUACACUAAUUACAGGGUUGUGUCUUCAAGGAAAGAUUAAAUUUGCAUUCGAAGUGUUUGCCAAAAUGACUGAAGCAGGUAUUCAACCUAAUGUGUUUGCCUGUAAUACUCUUAUACAUGGACUCUGUUCAACUGGUCAAGUGGGUCUUGCUCUUCAGCUAAAAAACAACAUGUCUAAAUGGAACUGCAGACCAACUGUGGUUUCAUAUUCUGCCACCAUAGAUACACUUUGCAAAGGAGGUUUAGUUGAUGAAGCAUUACUUCUCUUUUCUGAAAUGUACAGAGAUUUGAAUGUUGUUCCUGAUGUAGUUGUGUACACUUCUUUGAUAGAUGGACUAUGCAAUUCAGGCCGGUUAAAUGAGGCAAAGAGACUCUUUGACGACAUGGUUAGUAGAGGAAUCUCUGCAAAUGUAACGACAUAUACUUGUAUGAUUCAUGGUCAUUGCCUACAUGGUCAGCAGGAGAAAGCAAGAAGAUAUUUUGAUGAAAUGAUGCAUCGAGGAAUUUCACCCGAUACGGUUACUUUUAGUAUAUUGAUAGAUUCACAUUGUAAAGAUGGGAACGCAGAAGAUGCUUGGGGGAUAUUUAAUUUGAUGGACAAGAUAAAUAUAGAACCUGAUCGGAUUACUUACAACUCAAUGAUUCAUGGUCUGUGUUUUGGAGGCUUAUUGCAAGAUGCGGUGAAACUGUUUGACUCGAUGGUAGAUAGGGGCCUUAAACCCGAUGUUAUCAGUUGCAGUAUAUUAAUUGAUGGGUAUUGCAAGAACCGUAAGUUGGAUGAAGCUAUGCAGCUUUUCAAGAAUAUGAAACAAAAUGGAUUGAAACCCACAACAGUUACUUACACUAUACUUUUAAGGGGACUAUACCAGGAUGGAAGAAUGAAGACUGCUCAGAGGUUCGUUAAUGAGAUGCAAUCUUCUCGUGUAUCUUUAAACGAAGUUACAUACAGUACAAUUUUGGAUGGUCUAUGCAAGAAUGGAAAAAUUAUGGUGGCAAUAGAAUUGUUUGAAUCCUUGGAGGCUACUGGUAUCUUAGCUAACGUUGAACUGUACUCUAUCCUUAUUCAUGGUCUGUGUCGGGCUGGGCAGUUGGAAGAUGCAAGAAAACUGUUUAAUGAGAUUCCAGAAAAAGGAUUACUUCCUGAUGUAGUAACAUAUAACACAAUGAUAGCUGGCCUCUUUCAUCACAAGAUGUCCUUGGAGGCUACCAAACUAAUCAUCCAAAUGGAAGAGAAAGGUUGUUUACCGAAUUCUAGAACAUUUGAUACCAUCAUCAAGGGUUUUCUUGAAGGAAAGGACACGGAAAAGGCCUUACUGUUUCUUCGCAAGAUGCGUGAAAGAAAAUUUGCACCAAGUGAUUCUGUUGUAUCCUUAUUAAUAAACACAAUCCCAGCAGGUUGGAAAUUUCGUUCAGCCAAAUUUGAGAAGCUUGAUAUGGUACAUAUACUGGGUUAUCUUGUACAGUUUGAUAUUUUUGUGGCCAUCAGCAUUGUUCCAGGUUCUUCAGCUGACGCUACAAGUAGUAUAUCAUGAGUCCCAGUGGCAGCUCCGUUUCUGAAAGAGGAUAGUUGCCAACUGAAUCUCGUGCAGGCAUAUCUGCGGGUUUGUUAUCUGCCUCUCUUUAUCUGUAGGUCAGUAGACAGAAUGAGAUAUCAUGACAAGGAUAGAUUGAACGACUUAUAGCUCGUGCAAAACAUUGUCGGUUUUCUAACACUUUCCUAUGGAGCAUCACAUGAAAUUUUGUGCUAGAGAUUGUGGAGGAGAUAGGACAUGGAGAAAUGGAAGGUAAUGUGUCAGGGAUUAAUCCUUUGUUCAUUUCAAGUGUCUGUGUGUUUGUGAUUCUGUGUCUUGUUAGAAUAGCUUGUUUUAAUGGUGCAGGUUGUUAUUACUAUACAUGGUUUCAUAUACAUUAUCAAAUUUAUGCUAACAUCGCUAUUACACUAUCUAUUUUUAUGGACCCCUUGAUCGAGGUCUUCGCAAGUUUCUUAUGGAGGUUGUGCGAGAUCUCAUGUUUUGAAGUUUGUGAGUGAAUGACAACAAGUGUUACUGUAAUUUCCUCCAUGCUGAAGAGACCAUUAAAAUCUAUUAAAGUGGAACCUAGCAGCUAUCACCGACUUCCUAAGGAGUUACUCUGCCCAAAAUCUGUCAAAAGUAAUUUCAAAAUUCAUUAAGAUCUGCCAUGUCUGUUCAAUCCAAAGCUCCUUCUCGUUUAAUAGCUACUAGCACUGUAAGAAAUCCCAAAGGCCGGAAAGGUGUGACUAUUUCCAGAUUCCAAGGAACUGAAGGAGAAGUUUUCAAAUGCAAGUCCAUUUUGUCAACCCAAUGGAGUAUCAGAACAAAGUCACUUGGAGGCUCAGCUGCACGUUGAUCUCACACCACCAAGUUCGUGCCUACGUUGCACAUUAUUAAGAAAUUGACAUCACUCCAAUUCCUUUCGGAGAGUUCGUCGGCCGUGGUGGAUUUAUGGUCUUCUCUCCAAAUAACUGCUGUUACAGAUGAUGUGAAUAUAACCUUCUCCAUUGUAUCUGUCUG